Molecule: messenger RNA, 1323 nt
Organism: Fusarium sp. VM40
Lineage: Eukaryota; Fungi; Ascomycota; Sordariomycetes; Hypocreales; Nectriaceae
Source: the annotation of a GenBank genome assembly
AUGGCAUCACAACCGCAAACUGUUCCCGAGGGGAUGGAGAAAUUCGUCGUCGGCCUGAUUGGUAUGGGCGACAUGGGCAAGAUGUAUGCCGAAAGGCUAUCUGCCGCUGGCUGGAGAAUUUUGGCAUGCGAUCGAGAAGAAAACCAGGAGAGCCUUCAGAAAGAAUACUCUGAAAAUAAAAAUAUAGAAAUAUGUCGAAAUGGACACUUUGUAUCCCGCGCAAGCGAUUAUAUCAUCUACAGCGUCGAAGCCGCCGUCAUUGACCGUGUAAUUGCUCAGUAUGGACCAUCCACCAAACUUGGGGCCAUCGUCGGAGGCCAAACCUCUUGCAAGUCUCCCGAGAUCGCCGCCUUCGAGGCUCACCUCCCGUCCGACGUCGAUAUUAUCUCCUGCCACUCGCUCCACGGCCCUAACGUCGACCCGUACAAUCAACCCCUCGUCCUCAUCCAGCACCGUGCCCCAGACUCGGCCCUCCGCAAAGUCGAGACUGUCCUUAGCUGUCUUCGAUCCAAGUUUGUCCAUCUCUCAGCUCGCGAGCACGACCGCAUUACCGCCGAUACGCAAGCCGUUACCCAUGCAGCCUUUCUUUCCAUGGGUAAGGCUUGGCACGCCAACAAGCAGUUCCCCUGGGAGUUGAGCCGCUACGUCGGUGGUAUCGAGAAUGUCAAGGUCAAUCUGAUGCUGCGUAUCUACAGUCAAAAGUGGCAUGUGUACGCUGGCCUUGCUAUCCUCAACCCUGAGGCCAGAGAGCAGAUCUCUCAAUAUGCACGAAGUGUCACGGAUCUGUACAAGCUCAUGCUGGAGGGUAACCGUGAUGGCUUCAGGGAGAGAGUCUAUCGUGCACGCGACAAGGUCUUUGGCCCGUCAACAUCCUGGGAAACACGCCCUCUGCUUGAGCCCUCGAUUCUGUCGUCCUUCUCGCUCGGCACUCCUACUGAUGAACCCCGGCCCAAUAAUCAUCUAUCCAUCCUUGCAAUGGUGGACUGCUGGGCAGCGCUCAACAUCGUACCGUAUGAUCACAUGCUUUGCAGCACCCCUCUCUUCCGCUUACGUCUGGGUGUAACCGAGUACCUGUUCCGAAAUGGAGAUGUGCUCGAUGCUGCCAUUGAGACAGCUAUCGACGACAAUACCUACCGCAGCGAUGAUCUCGAGUUCACAUUUGCAGCGCGGGCUUGGGCUGAGUGUGUCAAUCUGGGACACUUCGAAACGUGGGAGAAGCGUUUUGUCAGUACUCAGGAGUUCUUCCAGCCACGGUUCGAGGAAGCCAAGGUGGUGGGCAAUCAGAUGAUGAAGAAAAUUCUGGAAAACUCCAAGGAUAAUUAG